Meriones unguiculatus (Mongolian gerbil) is the source of this 2558-nucleotide messenger RNA. It is a transcript of the gene Actrt3, whose product is annotated as actin related protein T3. The transcript has 2 exons. The coding region runs from base 5 to 1123 and encodes 372 amino acids. The record is from RefSeq and is a predicted model, not a curated record. Lineage: Eukaryota; Metazoa; Chordata; Mammalia; Rodentia; Muridae.
CAGCAUGAACCGCUACCAGCCAGCAGUGGUGAUCGACAACGGCUCGGGGAUGAUCAAGGCGGGCCUGGCUGGGACCCGGGAGCCCCAGUUCGUCUACCCGAACAUUCUGGGCCGGACCAAGGGCCACAGCACUUCGGUGGACUGCGGCGAGCUGGGCCUGUGUGUAGGCGAAAAGGCACACGACCGCAGGAGCUUCCUGUCCAUCAGCUAUCCAGUAGACCGGGGUCUCAUCUCUUCCUGGGGAGACAUGGAGAUCAUGUGGAAACAUAUCUAUGACUAUAACCUGAACCUGAAGGCCAGUGAUGGCCCGGUCUUGGUUACAGAGCCUGCGCUGAACCCAAUGACAGACCGGCAACACAUCUCCGAAGUGUUUUUUGAAAAUCUGGGAGUCCCUGCCUUCUAUAUAUCUGUCCAGGCCGUGCUGGCUCUCUUUGCUGCUGGCUUUACUACUGGCCUGGUGCUGAAUUCAGGAGCGGGGAUCACUCAGUGCGUGCCCAUCUUUGAAGGUUACUGCCUGCCCCACGGUGUAAAGCAGCUAAAUGUGGCAGGAUUUGACCUCACCACCUACCUGAUGAUGCUGUUGAAGGAUGAUGGUGUCGCGCUGCUGAGAACCGGGGACAGAAAGAUCGUUGCGGAAAUUAAGGAGAACGCCUGUUAUGUGGCCAUGGACUAUGAGGAGGAAAUGGCCAAGGAACCGAGCCUAGAGAAAACCUACACCCUUCCUGAUGGGAAGACUUUCAAACUCCAUGAGCCAGUGUUUCGCUGCCCGGAGGCCCUCUUCUCUCCAUGGCUUGUGAAUGUUGACGAACCUGGCAUCGACAAGAUGUGCUUCAGCAGCAUAAUGAAGUGUGACACAGAUCUCAGGAAUUCCUUCUUCUCCAAUAUCCUCCUCUCCGGAGGAUCAACCUCGUUUCCUGGUUUGGAUAAGCGACUCAUUAAGGAUGUGGCAAAGCUGGCACCUGCCAAUACCCCUGUGCAAGUUACAUCUCCCCCGGAGCGGAAAAUAUCAGUGUGGAUGGGAGGGUCUAUUCUUGCAUCCUUGUCUGCCUUCCAAGACAUGUGGAUCACGGCUGCAGAAUUCGAAGAAGUUGGGCCCAAUAUAGUACACCAAAGAUGCUUCUGAAAUGCAGACAAAAUGAGAAGUAAAAUGUGUUGAGUGUGCACAGCAAAACACUUUGGAUAUUCUGAUUCUGGGAGAACAACAACAACAACAAAAAAAUAUUUCUGUUAUUGGGGUGGCCACUUUCUUUUUAAAAAUGUUUUGGUAGCUGUGGGGACUGAGUUUCACUCAUACUAAGUGCUCUGCCACUGAGCUAUAUUUCCAGCUCUCUUUUUUACUUUAUGUUUUCAGACAGAAUCUCCUGCUAAAUUGCCUAGGUUGUACUUAGACUUGUAAUCCAGGUAGCUGGGAAUACAGGCUUGUAACUUUGGGCCUGGCUCUCUUGAAUGAUUAUGACAGGGCAGGAAACAAUGUAAUCCCGUGUUGUAUGAGAUAAUUUACAGCACAGAAACUGCAGAAAACAGCCAAGGCUACACAAGAGAAACCCUGUCUCAAACAACAACAACAAAGUCUUUUUCUUUCUUUCUUUCUUUCUUUCUUUCUUUCUUUCUUUCUUUCUUUCUUUCUUUCUUUCUUUCUCCUUCCUUCCUUCCUUCCUUCCUUCCUUCCUUCCUUCCUUCCUUCCUUUCUUUCUUUUUUCCUGGAGACAGGGUUACUUUGUGUAGCCUUAGCUAUCUUGGACUCACUUUGUCGAUGAGAUUGGACUCGAACUCACAUUAUCAACCUGCCUCUGCCUCCCUGAGUGCUGGGAUCACGGGUGUGCCAUGGUCAGAAAGUCGUCCUCUAGUCUAACUUGAGCUCAUUUCUAGACUUAGGGAUUUCCUGAGAUCUAACAAGUGUUACUUGUCCAUAAAAACACAUCAAAUGUGUUUAGAGGAAGCAUUAUUCCUGACUUUUCCCUUGGAAAGGGAGCAAUGUACAGUGCUUUAUUUAUUUAUUUAUUUAUUUUUGAUGACUAUCUUGGUAUGGGAGUCCUUGCUGGACUAGCAUCCUGUAACCCAAACUGCUCUUGAACUUCAGUAACUUCUUUCUUGCCUCCACCUCCUGAUGUUGACAACACAAGUCUACGCCACUGACCUAGCUUAAAAUACUCUUUGUCAAAUGAAUAAGAUUUUAAGGCUAUUGAGGUUUAAGGAAGAAGGUUGCUGUAGGAAGGAGAAAUGACUCCAUAACUGGCGUCUAUCAAGCACAGCAUGAUAUUAGAACAGGAGGACAGAGAAUGAGCUAUUCUGACAAUGUGGGGUUGCAUGAACAUUAGACAAUGAACAAAGCAUAUAUCCUAGGUUGUAGUGGAUUGAGGGGUGUGACCAGAAAGGUAAAUUAAGCCUAAGAAUGGAAAGUACUGUUAUAGGGAGCCAAAGACGACCACUCAGACACAAUUUAUGGCCAAUUGAAAGUCUUUAUUCUAGAUUUCUGGGAUUACACUGAGGAUUCGGGUCCUAAGUGCCCGGAGCGUGGGGUUUUUGAAAGCAAAAAAAAAAAAACGAAAACAAACAAA